Messenger RNA from Pelobates cultripes (western spadefoot toad), 741 nucleotides. Lineage: Eukaryota; Metazoa; Chordata; Amphibia; Anura; Pelobatidae. The record is from the annotation of a GenBank genome assembly.
AUGGACAAGCACAACCAGAGACAUAACGAUAUGGCACUGGAAGAUGAGCCCCUCAGGUCAGAAGGUGCCUACCACAUUACUGAGGAAGAGCGGAGGGUGAGUACAAUUAGCACCAGAUCUAAUGAAGUAGUUGGGCCAAAGCCGAGAGGACACCCAACUGUGGAUGUGUUUGGAGGGGAAAGGAAAGUCAGCUGCUGCAAAGACCAAUUUAACAUAGGAACUUGGAAUGUUAGAACUAUGAACCAAGGCAAAUUGGAUGUGAUCAAACAUGAGAUGACAAUGUUAAACAUCGAUGUCCUGGGAAUUAGUGAACACAAAUGGACUGGAAUGGGACAUUUCACAUCAGACAACUAUCACAUCUUCUACUGUGGACAAGAAUCCCGCAGAAGAUAUGGAGUAGCCAUCAUAGUAAAUCAUCGGGUGGGCAAAGCAGUGCUCGACUACAACCCAAUAAAUGACAGAAUGAUUUCAAUUCGAAUUGAAGGCAAGCCAUUCACCAUCACAGUGAUCCAAGUUUAUGCUCCAACCAUGGAUGCUGAAGAGGCUGAAAUUGUUCACUUCUAUGAAGAAAUUAAACACAUUAUAGAUAUAACACCAAUAAAAGAUGUUACUAUCCUUGUAGGAGACUGGAAUGCUAAAGCAGGUCAGAGAUUAGUACAAUUUUCUGGUCAUAGCAAACACCCUCUUCCAACAGGCUCCAAGAUGACUCUACACAUUAACAUCACCAGAUGGACAAUAUAG